CUCCGUCUGUUGUGCCUCAGAUGAUGAAGUCUGUUCAGCCUGUUGCUCUGCUUCUCAUGAUAAUGAUGAUGAUGAUGAUGAUAGGUUCUGUGUCUGCUGGUCCUCUUCCUCCUUCACCCAACCAUUCCAGAGAUGAUGAUCAGGACGCUGGGAGUCUUCACCUGUUGGAGGACGGAAAGGAAAACUCCACCAGGUUUGAGUCUCGUCAGAAUGUCAACAACACGCUGGGCAACUUCACAGGAAGCGUCACAUUGAACAGUGGGAUGAAUGAGACAGGUUUAUGUCCCUUCGUUAUCACAAGGAUGAGCCCACAACGUUGCAUCCUCCCCACCUGUUUAACAGCGAACCUUGGCUCCUCCCUGCAGGUGGGGGAUGAGAAGGCCGGUGGCGCUACCACCGACCCGUUCGGCGUCGGAAAGAAAUGAAACGAAGCAGCCGUUUAAUCAACAUAACUGCAGAAUCUCCACGUGAUCUGCUCACUGUUCAUCCAACACACGUUUUUAUCUUCUCACGUGGACAGCUUCAAACUGGUUCUCAUUGUUUGUGGGUCGAGACAGAACAAUAACCGAUCAAAUUUAUUUUAAAGGUCCUGAGGAGAUGACACACACCCAUAUAUCAAAGAAAGGUUUUUAUGAUGCAGUGAAGUGUGAGGGGCUGCUGGUUCCUGCAACAUGCAACUCUCCUGCUCCCGUCAUCAGAAAAAAAUGAUGAAGCUGCAGUACAACAUAUCUGCUUCUUUGAUAAAAAAAAUGUCAAAGCUACAAGGUGCCUGUGUACAUAAAAACUUUGAGGUAAACAUAAACUGCGACUCCCAAGAUGCAUUUGGGCAUGAAACCGCCAGUCACAGACCUUAAAAUUCUCUGAUGUCAGCCGCUAACAGUGAGUGGAAGUUAAAGAUGAAUUUGUUGAGAAAACUGAAAACAAUCUGAACCUUACAGCAGUUCACUGCUAAAAUCUAGCUGAGCUGUGGGUGAAUUCAGUAACCACGUCGACCUGCUUUGAAUUCAACACCUGCUCUGAUGGCAACGACAGCAGAGGCUCAUGGGUACUGUAGUAUUUAGAUCCAUUUGCCAAAAUGAAGGACAGAUUCGGAUUAGUCAGAAACAGAGACUAAAUAAUUCAAACUGGUGUCAGAACAUGUUCAGCUAGUUUUGAAGUUUUAAUUUCAGUAACACUGGGGAUAUUGUUGAAAGAAAAAUGCUAACUGUGAAAAAGGAUUCGUUAAAAGUUUCACAGCUCUGUUUUUCCUGAGCUAGAAAUUCACACAGCAGAGGAAACUUUUUUUUCCUUUGUUGAUCUCCCCAGUGUUCUUCAACGUAGAAACUCAGGAGUCUCCUGGAUAAUUUUACUUCAUGUUCUUACCGACAGUUUGAAUUACUUGGAUUUCUACCACCAACACUGGUAAAACUCUGUUGCUUUUGUUUGCAAUUUUAUCAGUAUUAUUUUUAUUUUUCUGGCUAAUUUCAGACCAUGACCAUUGUUCCAAAUGAUCAAAUUAGAGCCAAUAAGAGCCAUUCAUCCAUCUAUGUAUCUAUUUAGCUAUUAGGUCACCAGUACAUUAUUCAAAUGUCACCGAAGUUGACUUGCACAUCCGGUAUGUCGUCCAAUACUGUCGUACCAAAUCUGGAGAAAAUAUGAUGGUGUUUCACUUUUUAAAAAUUUCUUACAUAAUAUUACUCAGCGGUUCGAAAUUCCUCAAGCUUUCUGAUCAGAGUUGUAUCAGCUGUUUGGACCCUGGUUUACUAGUUGCAGUUAAAAGAAAUAAGACUUAUAUAUAAUUAUCCCAUCUUCCCGAUCGCCCCAGAUCAGUGUGCCUGUGGUUCAGUGUUGUCUCGGUUGCUAUGUUUGCAAGUCUAGUUUAAUAUAUCAUAUGUCAGUUUGGUGGAUAUCUUUAAAUAAUACAAUACCCAUAAGCCUCAGCUGCUGUUGCCAUGGAUAAGAAGACAGUCAGAGGCAUGAAUGUUUCUAAUGACAAAAUGUGAAGCUCUGUGAUCAGCUGUUUGUUUGGAAUGCACCCCCUCUUUCUUUUCUUUCUUUUCUUUUAUUCAGGUUGAGAAUCACUGUGUUCAAAAUCUUAAAAACUGUUAAUAAUAAACACCAUUUAUAAACCUGACUCCUGGAAUUAAUCUAUUAAACAUAAAGUGAAUAAAAACAGAAAUAAUGUUACAUUGAAUUCUGUAAACUCACAUUCAAAUGAAUCAUAAU
Molecule: messenger RNA, 2205 nt
Organism: Xiphias gladius (swordfish)
Lineage: Eukaryota; Metazoa; Chordata; Actinopteri; Istiophoriformes; Xiphiidae
Exons: 5
Coding region: 21-425 (134 amino acids)
Source: RefSeq, a predicted model, not a curated record